Molecule: messenger RNA, 836 nt
Organism: Glycine soja
Lineage: Eukaryota; Viridiplantae; Streptophyta; Magnoliopsida; Fabales; Fabaceae
Product: non-specific lipid-transfer protein 1-like
Exons: 2
Coding region: 163-543 (126 amino acids)
Biological process (GO): lipid transport
Cellular component (GO): membrane
Molecular function (GO): lipid binding
Source: RefSeq, a predicted model, not a curated record
ACACAUAGUCCCAUAGCCUUCUCCCAAUAUAUAAGCCCAACCCUAAACCCACCACAUAGUAGUUUCUCAAAACACAUCACACCUUCAAACCCGAACCCUAACCCUAGAAGAAAGAAAAAAACCCACAACACACAAUCAGUACUACCAACUAGGGUUUUUGUCAUGGCUAGUUUGCAAACUAGGGUUUUCUUGAUGGCCCUUCUGUGCCUGCUGGCUCUUGGUGCAACCAUUAUUCCAAUGGCACAAGGGGAAGUGUCAUGUGGCCAAGUUGUGAGUAACCUGACCCCAUGCAUCUCCUAUGUGCUAUAUGGUGGAGCCACGGUUCCUGCACAGUGCUGCAAUGGGAUCAGGAACCUCUAUGGCAUGGCUCAGACCAAACCAGAUCGCCAAGCUGUUUGCAACUGCAUCAAGAACGCUGUUAGGAACAGUGGCUUCACCUACUCUCACUUCAAUCUCAACCUUGCUGCUAACCUUCCCAAGAACUGUGGGGUUAACAUUCCCUACCAGAUCAGCCCCGACACAGACUGCACCAGGGUGCAGUGAGGUUGGUGCAUGAUGUUUAUGUUAGCAGUGUUAGAAUAAGAGGCCACGUGACACGAAAAGGGAAUGGCUAGAAAUUGCUUUUUUAAGGCUCUUGUACUAGUGCUCUUGUAUUAUGUCUGUGGUUAUAUAUAUAUAUUAUAUAGUGUGUAACUGAGGUCAUGGUGCUGCUUGUGUAGCAUGCUUAAUUAUGUAGGCUUUAGUAUAAGAUCAUAUGAAGUUAUGGGAAGAAACAUAUGGUUGUGUAAGCUGUAGUUGUCACUUAUUUAAUGAUAUGAGCAAUUUGGGAAAUACAA